This is a messenger RNA of Acanthosepion pharaonis, 1053 nucleotides long. The record is from the annotation of a GenBank genome assembly. Lineage: Eukaryota; Metazoa; Mollusca; Cephalopoda; Sepiida; Sepiidae.
AUGCAUGGUUUAAAUGCGGCCUUAGACACUCUGCGUCUGCAUGUGCCUUGCACAUCAAAAACUCAAAAGCUGUCCAAAAUCGAAACUUUACGACUGGCCCGCAAUUACAUUUGUGCCUUGGGAGAGAUUUUAAAGAAUGGUAUCAAACCAGACUGUGUCACCUUCGCCAAAGCUCUUUCCAAGGGCCUGUCGCAAAACACAAUGAAUCUGGUGGCCGGCUGUCUGCAGCUUAACCCGCGCACACUACACCCAGAAUCGUCGCUGCCAAAAGCCUACCCUUACGGUUUUGGCAGUCAGAUGGAUUUUGCGAGUCCAAUCAACCAGAUAACUUACCCACCACCGUCAUCUUUCCCGCCGUCUGCCUUACACCCGCAACAACAGCAGCAGCAGGUUCAGCAGCAACAUGUACAGCCAACGCAACACCAUCAGCAACCUCAUCCACAUUCACAUCAUUCUCAUCAGCACCCGCCACACACCCACCAGCAACAACAGCUUCACCAGUCCUCCCCAAGUCAUCAGCAACCUCAACAGCAGCAACACCCAUCAGCGCAACAAGCACAGCAACAGCAUCAACAGCAGUCGCAAAGAGUUUCACCUUCUUUGAUGUCUACCAGAAUGUCGACUCCAAUACCUACCAACCGGAUGUCGUCUACUCCGCAUGCGCCGACUACUGGUAUGGCAACAUCUCUUCCACCUCCUUCUGCACAACAGUAUACAACAUAUACUACCCCCCGUAAUCCAAGUCCACUAAAUGCUGAAAAUCGUGAGGCCUCGUUACCCACAGGAAGUAUGACCCCCAAUAUGAUGACGUCAUCGGCGCCGUUCUUACGAUAUUCUUCAAGCACGGCAGAAGGGGGCGGUUAUAUGGGCCCGGAAGUUGGAAUGGGUCGUGCAUACAAUGAACAACAGAGCCAGUUGGAAAGCUGUAGUCAGCGAGUGUGCAGCCCUUACAUCUUACUAGAGGACUUACCCGACUUUCAUUCAGAACCAAUUAUGGAACACAACAUGAAUAUGAUGAACGGUGUCACUGUGCUCUUUGAUGUCACCAGAUAA